This is a messenger RNA of Hyaloscypha bicolor E, 1551 nucleotides long. Its product is annotated as GroES-like protein. Gene Ontology annotation, molecular function: oxidoreductase activity, acting on NAD(P)H. The coding region runs from base 499 to 1551 and encodes 350 amino acids. The transcript has 2 exons. The record is from RefSeq and is a predicted model, not a curated record. Lineage: Eukaryota; Fungi; Ascomycota; Leotiomycetes; Helotiales; Hyaloscyphaceae.
GCUCUUCCGGAGGCGUCGUAUGAGAAGAGAUUCUUCCGAUUGAUACUGUUAUCACUUUACCCCUUUUGUAUAUCAACCCGGAUUAUUACACACUUCCGUCUUUCUGUCAGCGGCUUUCCCCCUUUCCUGUUUCCGGGUCAUCACGUGAGCAAUUCUAGAGUGCAAUACCGAGUUCUCAAGGCGCGAAACAGCACGCACGAGAGGAUGUCAUCCUCCAACGCUUCCCCACUUUAUCCAGAUAAAUCUUCAAUAGCAAGAAAGUGAUGUGGUAAUAGUGAUAGAUGGAGGGGCAAACGGCAGUCGUCAAAGGCAGUAGCAACUUGUGACAUCAGUAUCAAGUCCCCACUGUGGGGUGGUCUCCUAGCUCUGGUCGAUGCAACAGAAAAAACUUCAUCAUAGAUUUGUGAUGUAGCUUACAAAUGCAAUUUUUCCUAUUAUAUCUGCUCAGUUGAAUUCAAUUGGAAUUCCGCGCGCUCAUCCAGUUCCAUCUAUUUCAAUAUGUCCAAGAAUCACGCAGUCAUUGUCCAGAAAGCCGGUGAGUCUCAAGUCCAAGAGACCUCCAUUCCCAAGCUUCGAGAUGACUAUAUUCUUGUCAAAACCAAAUGUGUUGCUUUGAACCCAACAGACUGGAAGCAUCUCGACUUUCUGACCGGUAAAGGAGUUCUACUAGGUUGCGACUACGCCGGCGUCGUCGAAGAAGUCGGAAGCAAAGUCUCCAAGCCUUUCAAGAGAGGAGACCGCGUCAGUGGAUUCUGCCACGGCGGAAACGUACUAAACCACGAAGACGGAGCAUUCGCAGAAUACAUCACCGCAAAAGGAGAUGUCCAAAUCAAGAUCCCAGACAACAUGAGCUUCGAAGAAGCCGCCACUCUCGGCGUAGGAGUAACAACCUGCGGCCAGGGCCUCUACCAAUCUCUGCAACUCCCCUUGCCCACCAAACCCGCAACGCAGAAGACUUACGUCUUGAUCUACGGCGGCAGCACCGCAACAGGUACUCUGGCCAUCCAAUACGCGAAGCUCUCCGGUUUGACGGUAGUGACAACCUGCUCUUCUCGGAAUUUCGACUACGUGAAGAGCCUCGGAGCAGAUGCAGCAUUCGACUACAACUCCCCUUCCUGCUCAAAGGACAUCCAAGCCUGGUCCAAUGACUCCAUCCACCACGCCCUCGACUGCAUCUCGGAAGGCAACUCGCCGGCAAUCACCAUCCCGGCCAUGUCCACUUCAGGUGGCAUCUACUCUACACUUCUCCCAGUUCCUGAAUCCGAUAUCCGGAAAAUAAAUCCAAACGUUGAGCUCAAGCAUACACUGGCAUACACAGUAGUUGGCGAGUUUUUUAAGUUUGGGCCGAAGGAGUUCCCUGCGAUGCCGCAGGAUUUCGAGUUCGGGAAGAUGUUCUGGGAGAUGAGUAGGGAGCUGUUCGAGCAAGGGAAGCUGAAAGUUCAUAAGAUUAGCUUGGAUAAGUAUGGGAAGGGAUUUGAGGGCGUGUUGAAGGGUAUGAAUGCUAUGCGGAAGGGUGAGGUUAGUGGGGAGAAGUUGGCUGUCACUGUGUAG